CCCAUGCCGCGAAGAAUGUUCUAAAUCCGCGAUUUUCGUUCGUCCCGAGAUCUUGGCAGAUCGGUAUCCGAUCCUAAUCGCGGGUAGUGGGCGAUCAUCAUCAUAUUGGAAUUGGCUACAUUGAUUGUUUUGUUGUUGCGAUAUAUCACGCUAGUGUCCACACAUUGAUAGGGUUAGAAUUAGUGACACGUUUAACAAAGUGCGACAUAUAAUGGAUUUGCAUUGAUUGUGACCGAUCAGAUCGGUUUGAUAAAAGUGAACUCUCCGAGAUUGAGAAAGUUUACAAGAUCGCAAGCGAUCGUUGUAACAUUUUGGAGUAAAGAUGAAGGAACGCGAGAUCAGAUAAAGAAGGGUUGUGUCUCACUAACGGGUAAUGUGGAGAAUGCAGGAAGGCAGGACCGUGUCGCCUCUAGGACCGGUCGUCCUACAGCGAGAAGAGUCCGACAUGCGAGCGAGUCUGUCUCUACCGCCGCAGGAGAGAAGACCUGUGUUGCUCGUACGCACCAGUGAGCCGUUCCCGAGGUACGACAGUAUGCGACAGCAACAAUCGCCGCCGAGCUCGCCGAUCCUGCGAUCCGUCACCGUCGAGAAGGAUCAGUAUCACGAUAUAGAUACGCAAAGCAGGGAGAAAAGGCCAAAUGACGAGGAAGAAGAAGAGCAAGAUGAGGAAGAAGAAGACGAGAUCGAAGACGAACGGAAUGCAUCAGCUAGAGAAAAUGUUGUCGUGGAUGAUGAGGACGACGAAGAGCAGGAAGAAGAGGAAGAAGAAGAGAGUCGGUCCGAAAGACACAGAAACGGCAAUUAUCACGAGGACGGUGACGUUGAGGUAGACGUGUGUCGGGAAGACGCCGACGAGAGCAAUCCUAGUAGUCCGGUUGAUCUCACGGCACCUUCGUCGAGAGGCGUCACUUCGGAGCAGUUUGUUCAUCCGUUCACCAAUCGUGGAGUGCAUUCUUUUACCUGUGUGCAAAGUGGUGGCCACGGGCCCGUUGGUCAUGCGACACCAGUGUAUAUAUCCGGACACAGCGCUACCGGCUCGACCGUGAUGACAGUCACGGUGCAGACGAACAACAAGCGGUGCCUUGCGUUCUCCGUCGAGAAUAUCCUCGACCCGAAUAAGUUUACCGGUGGCCGAGUCGUUCACAAUCGUGUUCAGCAGCGCCGACAUCGACAGGCCGGCAGUGUGCACGAAGACAGCGACUCGCGGGGCGAGUUCGCCUGCGGCAGCGGCCAGGAGGAUGAGGAAGGUACACCGGACACCGUCAUGGAAGAAAUGGAAGAGGACCCCGAGGAGGAAGAGGAGGACGAAGAAAUUGAGAUGCGGGUGGUGGAUCAAGAUUCCGGUAGCGGGCGAGAAAAUACAACCAGCAGCAGCACCAAUACGACCACGACGAACUGCAAGAAACGGCAGUCCUCGUCGUCCACCUCGUCGAGCGGUGUUCAGGUGCAGAAUUGUCAAGGUCAAGGUCAGAACGGGCAGAACGGCACCAGCGGUGGCGGUGGUAAUAGCGGGAGUAGCAGCAACACCAGCGGCAAACCCAGAAGAGCGCGAACGGCUUUUACGUACGAGCAACUAGUCAGGCUGGAGAACAAAUUUAAGACCACGAGAUAUCUGUCCGUGUGCGAACGUUUGAACUUGGCGCUGGAGCUGCAGCUGACUGAGACCCAGGUGAAAAUCUGGUUUCAAAACCGGCGGACCAAGUGGAAGAAACAGAAUCCGGGACUGGAUGUGAACAGUCCGACGGUGCCGACGACACCGCCGCAUCCGUCGCCGUACGCACCUGCCUUUCUCUUCGCCGCGCAUCCUCAUCAACAUCCGUUGCCGCAUUCGCACACGCACCCGCACCCUCACGCUCACGUACAUCACCCGCCGCCUCCGGUGCCGCCACCGCCACCCGGAUACUACCACCCGGCAGCCCCACCUUACCCGCCGACCGGACCGACCUUCUUCGGCCAUCAUCUGUCAGCGACUCCUGCUGCGACUGCGUCGGGUCCGCCGCCGACCUCGACGCCUUCCACCACUGGCCUGGCCCUAUCGUCUCACCCUCAUCCGCACACGCACCCGCACGCGUAGCGAACUCGGCGAUGAUACACUGCGCCAGAAUCUUCGCCUUCGUAGUCCUCGGCAAGGAAACGGGGCUCGUGUGAGUAGCUCCGAUCGCGACAAGAGAGAAGUACCAGGAAUGGGAGUUCGCGCGCGUUUGUGAUUCGUGAACUGAUGAAACUUACACACCGAACUUUUGUGUUGGUAGACACAACCAUUUGCCAUUCCUUGACGAUUGUUUUCUCGUAAACAUUGUUUUUUAUAUGAGUAAAGAAAGAUAUUCUUAAAGUAUUUUAAAAAUAACAUAAGUCUCCAUAAUUUAUACAGACGUGUCUAGAUGCGUGUUUUGAGCACACGUGAAUCCGUAAUAGAUAUAAGAAAUAAGAAACGUCCAUUUAUCUUAUUCUCCGUCGUGAGAGGAAUAUUCAUAAUUCAGAAGACAGAGAAGCAUUCGUUGUUAUUUCAACUUUUAUUCUGAGACUCGUGUUAUUUUUAAAACACGUGUAAAAGAGGUUUAGCGUUGGAGUAGCGAUUUUCGUUCGAUGUUCAGAAAAAGCAAGAUUGAAAACCUAAUUAAGUAUCGAAUCUCGAACGAUGGGUGUAAUGUUUUCGUUUGUUGGAUCGGAGAGGGACGCGUAAAGCAGCCACGCAACGUUAUAUUUUGCCUUCCCGUUGCGCACGUGGAACGACUCGAUAGCAUAAUCGGUUUACGUAGGGUGACGUUCGAAAAACGAGCGUAUCAUUCCGGCACGACAUCGGCCAAACAUUUUAAAUUCCGCGCGCGUAUUUUCCUUGCAACGUCGAUCUUCGAACAACGUUGACGAGAAUGACACUUUCUCAAGAAAUGAACGCACUCACCUUUCGAACAGACAUAAAUCGACAAAAAGAAGCGGAACGAUAAUAGAGCGAAGGAUGGAGCUUCAUUAAAAAGUUUUGAUUACUUCGACUUCUCCUAAUUUGCACUCAUCGCUCCUCAUUUGCGAGUUUUGCAUCUCGCCGGGAUCGAACAGAAACGUAAACCACCACGUUAACAUUGACCGAAAAUGAACGAAUCAAUUUUUUGUUCGACAAAAACGAGACCUCGGUACUUUUCCUCUAAACUAAAUGUAAACACGAACACCCGAGUCCUUGUCGUUUUCUCACCUUUGUAACAUAUUUCGUUCGUCGCAGCGGUUAAGCGACGGGGAAAACUCGUCUCUAAAGGGAAGUAGAUUUUAUCAGAAAACGCUCUUAGCAAGUAAGGUGCGCGAAUGUGUGUAAGAGUGGAUGCGCGAGGAUGCGUGUGAGAAUGCGGCCGAUAUGCGAUUGUGUGUAUGUGUGUGUGAGAGAGAGAGAGAGAGAGAGAAAAAAAAACAAUUUAGUGAGCAAUGUUUCGUGCCGAU
Molecule: messenger RNA, 3426 nt
Organism: Pseudomyrmex gracilis
Lineage: Eukaryota; Metazoa; Arthropoda; Insecta; Hymenoptera; Formicidae
Product: myb-like protein P
Exons: 3
Coding region: 374-2074 (566 amino acids)
Biological process (GO): regulation of transcription by RNA polymerase II; cell differentiation
Cellular component (GO): nucleus
Molecular function (GO): DNA-binding transcription factor activity, RNA polymerase II-specific; RNA polymerase II cis-regulatory region sequence-specific DNA binding
Source: RefSeq, a predicted model, not a curated record